CCCGUACACCAACUUUGUUAACAUUGGAGAGCGCUGUAACGUUGCAGGAUCCAGGAAGUUUGCUAAACUCAUCAUGACAGGAAAUUAUGAAGUGAGUAUCUAAAUAAGACCCUCGAGGCAUCUGCCAGGUUUUUGGCUAAGACAGCUUGCAAGUGAAACAGCUCUGCCUUUGAUAAUCAUUAGCAGAGCUGCUGGGAAGUGUGAGAAGAACGGUAAACUGUGUUUGUAGCAGGCAGGGCUGGUGGGAGGGUGAGACUUCGAAAAGUCAUAGCUGCCCUUGUCAAUAUUUUUCAAAAACAUUCAUCUAGGGUAUGAAGUGGGGUGAGAUGGGAGGCACCCAGGUUCUAGCUAUUUCUGUUAAUUGUGAAAUACAUUUAAAAAUUUGACAGACUCUUCAUUUUUGCUUCUCACAAAUCUUUCCAAGAAAAAGGAAAGCCAAGACAAUUCUAUUCUUUUCCUCAUGACCACAUCAGACACUGACUAAUGUGGUAUUAUUGAUUCUGUUCACUGUAAAAUAAGCUAAACAAACACAAAGCUUGCAAGGUAGUUUCACCAUAGGAUUCUUAAACUCGGUCACUCUAAGGGUGAGCAAAAUUGAAUCCAAGUAGAGCCCACUCUAAAAAUCUGGACAAAUUUUUUUUCCUUAUGCAAAUACAAAGUUAAAAUUGGAGGAACCUGAUCUGGGCUUUAAUGAUAGCCUUUGCAACCUUUAGGAAAUAGAUCUUCCAGCAGCCAGCAUCAAAGCAGACUCACUUCUAAUCACAAAGAAAGGGCUCAUGUAUCUUCCUUUAGGGACUUGUUAAUGACUGCUCCGUGGCAUCCCUCAGCGAUCUCCUCUGCAGGUACCUCAGUAGGGCCUCGUUACCUGGUUCCUGACAGUUCCCGUCAGUCCUAUUCUCUUCGUUCCCGCUGCUGCCUAGCCAGCACGUUCUGCUGCCACGGUCCUCCCCAGUUCAGAAGCUUUCACGGGGUGGCCUUUUUUGCACAUGGGAUAAAACCCAAACUCCUUCGGACCGCCAUCCACAUAGACACCAAACUGUCUUCCAUCCUGAUCUGUCAUCUGAACAUUCCAGGCGGCCUGCUUCUGCCUCCAGGACUUUGUCCCUGUUUGUUCCCUUCUGCAGUCCUGAUGACCCUUCAUGGUUGUAUAGCGUUCUCCAGUUGGCAGUAUUUCUAUUCCUGUUUUGAUUCUUAAGACCAUUCUGUGGUGUCCCUUUCAGCUCUCAGAUUUGAUACAUUUGCUUCUGAGAGCAGACGGCAUUUUAGGAAGAAGCAAACAAGUGGGAGUGAUAUCUGUCAUCUCAUAAGCUCUUACUAUUGAAUAUAUGCCAGUGACUGUGCUGAGUGCUAUACAGCAUUGCUCGUGUAAUCUUUACAGACCUGUGAGAUAGGUGCUGCUAUUAUCCCCAUUUUACAGAUGUGCAGCUGGAGGCUUGGGGGAGGUUAAACCACUCUCCUGCUGUUUGACAGCAGGUGAAGGAUAGACCCUAAGUCCUCCAAGCCCCAUGCCCUUCACCGCUCUGCUGUCUUGGCUUGGAGGACACGGGAAGGAGGCCGGGAAGUAGGAGGGGGUUGGGGAGGAAUGGCUCCUCCCUGGAUUCCAGUUCCCCAUGGUUAGUGACCCCUCAAGGCUCUGUGGUUAAGGGAAUGACCUGAGAGAAGGUCCAGUCCUGUCUUUGUGCCCAACUUGUACACCUUUAAAUAAAUCACUUCAUCUCUCGGAUCCUAUUUGGGAAGGUUGGACCGCUGAGCUGUGAUUCUGUGGCUCUUCUGAUGUAGAAAGGUCAGGCAUUGGCGUCUAUGUUGUGUGUCUUUUGACCUCUGGUCUACUCAGGUCGUUUGCCAUCUCCCCUGUGCUCCCUCCAGUCCAUUUUCCAGGGGCAGCUAAAGCUGCUCCCCUCAGGUAGCUUUCUCCACUUCAGUCCUCAGAGAUCUUGCCCUUCCUGGUGUUUCGGCAGGACAUUUGACUCGUACGUUGUAUGGCAGUGCCCGUAGCUUUUCAUAUGACUACAUCACAUGCCCCCAACUAGAUGAAAGCCCUUCAAGAACAGGGACUGUGACUUAUACUUCUUUUUAUUCUUUAUAGUAUUAAUAUUUAACAUACUGCUGAUACCAAAAACAUUUUUUGCUGAAUUUUAUUGAGAUCCUUUUUCUCUGAGUAACCUUGUGUUAUUAUGAGUGGUCUUUCCUGUGGCUUGUGCCAGAGGGUCUCAUGCUUAUUCUUUUACGGUGAUUGCUAAAAGUUUCUGUUUGGUUUCUUAGGCUAAGAAAAAAUUAGGACAACAUCAGAAGCUACAGUUGAUUUUAUCCCUGCUUAUUCUAUGACACUAUGAAGUGUGCGACAAAGACUUAAAGUCUCUGCUGUACCAGUCAGUUAGAAAGCCUUAUUGAACACGUCUGUUUUGCCCUGUAUUGUUCAAAUGAGAGUGGGAGAUACCUAAGACCUUUCUAGAUUUCCAAACGCUUAAAAUCUGUUUCAGAGAAUAAGCUAAUAUUCGUGAAAUCGUGAGGAAAUAAUAAUGUAAUACACCAUGUGGUAAUGUUUAUAAUAGUUACAGAUGUUUAGAGGCAGCUGGUCAUUGCGGAAUAAGCAGUGUUUCCCAAAGUAUGUUCCCUGGAACACUGAUCCUACAAGAUAUUCCUUAAAUGACUGUAAGUGGGAAAUGCUAUAUAUUGUAUCUUGUCCUUGGAGAUUUACGGUGUAAAAUAGCGUAUCAAAGGAUUUGAAAAUCCUUUUAGCACAGAAGAAGUUUAUUUAAACGCAUAUUUCAUGUAACUUCUAUCAACAGCCUACAAUGACUGCUUUGCACGUUUCGGCAAACACUGAAGAGUUAGAUAACUCUUGGACUGUUUCUCUAAGGACUUUCCUUGGAGGAGAUGGGACUUGAGCCGGAUCUUAAACAGUACAGGAAGGAAGGGGGUUGUGUUGGAAGCAGAGGGAACGUCAUGAUGUGUGACACAGAGGAAGCUCUGAGCGUUGCCAAAAUGCAGGUGGAAAUGGGAGCCCAGGUGUUGGAUAUCAACAUGGAUGAUGGCAUGCUGGAUGGACCAAGUGCAAUGACCAGAUUCUGCAACUUCAUCGCUUCCGAGCCUGACAUUGCCAAGGUGCCCUUGUGCAUCGACUCUUCCAAUUUUGCUGUGAUUGAAGCUGGGUUAAAGUGCUGCCAGGGGAAGUGCAUUGUUAACAGCAUCAGCCUGAAGGAGGGAGAGGAUGACUUCUUGGAGAAGGCCAGAAAGAUUAAAAAGUUUGGAGCUGCUGUGGUGGUUAUGGCUUUUGAUGAAGAAGGACAGGCAACAGAAACAGACACCAAAAUCAGAGUGUGCACCCGGGCCUACCAUCUCCUUUUGAAAAAACUGGGCUUCAAUCCAAAUGACAUCAUCUUUGACCCUAAUAUCCUCACCAUUGGUACUGGGAUGGAAGAACACAACUUGUAUGCUGUUAAUUUUAUCAGUGCAACAAAAGUCAUUAAAGAAACGUUACCUGGAGCCAAAGUAAGUGGAGGUCUUUCCAACUUGUCCUUUUCAUUCCGAGGAAUGGAAGCCAUUCGAGAAGCAAUGCAUGGGGUUUUCCUUUACCAUGCAAUCAAGUUUGGUAUGGACAUGGGGAUAGUGAAUGCUGGAAGCCUUCCUGUGUAUGAUGACAUCCACAAGGAACUUCUCCAGCUCUGUGAGGACCUCAUCUGGAACAGAGACCCUGAGGCCACCGAGAAGCUCUUACACUAUGCCCAGACUCAGGGCAAGGGAGGGAAGAAAGUCAUCCAGACUGAUGAGUGGAGGAAUGGCCCCAUCGAAGAACGCCUUGCAUACGCUCUUGUGAAGGGCAUUGAAAAAUACAUUAUUGAGGAUACUGAGGAAGCCAGAUUAAACCAGGAAAAAUAUCCCCGACCUCUGAAUAUAAUUGAAGGGCCACUGAUGAAUGGCAUGAAAAUUGUUGGUGAUCUUUUUGGAGCUGGAAAAAUGUUUCUACCUCAGGUUAUAAAGUCAGCUCGGGUCAUGAAGAAAGCCGUUGGUCACCUUACUCCCUUCAUGGAAAAAGAGAGGGAAGAAACCAGAGUGCUUACUGGCAUGACAGAAGACAAGGACCCUUACCAAGGUACCAUUGUGCUGGCUACCGUUAAAGGCGACGUGCACGACAUUGGCAAGAACAUAGUUGGAGUAGUCCUUGGCUGCAAUAAUUUCAGAGUUAUUGACUUAGGAGUCAUGACUCCAUGUGACAAGAUACUGAAAGCUGCUCUUGACCACAAAGCAGAUAUAAUUGGCCUGUCAGGACUAAUCACUCCUUCCCUGGAUGAAAUGAUUUUUGUUGCUAAGGAAAUGGAGAGAUUAGCUAUAAAGAUUCCGUUGUUGAUUGGAGGAGCUACCACUUCGAGAACCCACACAGCAGUUAAAAUAGCCCCAAGAUACAGUUCGCCUGUGAUCCACGUACUGGACGCAUCUAAGAGCGUGGUGGUGUGUUCUCAACUGCUAGAUGAGAAUCUAAAAGAUGAGUACUUUGAGGAGAUCAUGGAAGAAUAUGAAGAUAUUAGACAAGACCAUUAUGAGUCUCUCAAGGAAAGAAGAUACUUAACCUUAAGGCAAGCUAGAGAAAGCGGUUUCCAUAUUGACUGGCUGUCAGAGCCUCCCCCAGUGAAGCCCACGUUCCUUGGGACUCGGGUCUUUGAGGACUACGACCUGCAGAAGCUGGUGGGCUACAUUGACUGGAAGCCUUUCUUCGAUGUCUGGCAGCUCCGGGGCAAAUACCCGAACCGAGGCUUUCCCAAGAUAUUUGAUGACAAAGCUGUAGGUGAAGAGGCCAAAAAAGUCUAUGAUGAUGCCCAAAAUAUGCUGCAGGCACUGAUUAGUCAGAAGCAGCUCCACGCCAGGGGCGUGGUUGGGUUCUGGCCAGCGCAGAGCAGCCAGGACGACAUCCACCUGUAUGCUGAGGGCGCGGCACCCCAGGCCACGGAGCCCAUCGCCAUCUUCUACGGACUCAGGCAGCAGGCCGAGAAGGACUCUGCCAGCGCGGACCCCUACCUCUGCCUCUCGGACUUCAUUGCCCCUCUGCACUCGGGCAUCCCCGACUACCUGGGUCUGUUUGCCGUCGCCUGCUUCGGGGUGGAGGAGCUGAGCAAGGCCUACGAGGAAGAGUGUGACGACUACAGCAGCAUCAUGGUCAAGGCGCUGGGGGACCGGCUGGCCGAGGCCUUCGCCGAGGAGCUGCACGCGCGGGUCCGCAGGGAGCUGUGGGGCUACUGCGGCGGUGAGCAGCUGGCGGUGGCUGACCUGCGGAGGCUGCGCUACGAGGGCAUCCGGCCGGCGCCCGGCUACCCCAGCCAGCCCGACCACACCGAGAAGCUGACCAUGUGGAGGCUGGCGGACGUGGAGCGGCACACAGGCAUCAGGUUAACAGAGUCGCUGGCCAUGGCGCCUGCUUCAGCGGUAUCCGGCCUUUACUUCUCCAAUUGGAGGUCCAGAUAUUUUGCCGUGGGGAAGAUUUCCAAGGAUCAGGUUGAGGAUUACGCUCUGAGGAAGAACAUGUCUGUGGCCGAGGUUGAGAAAUGGCUGGGACCCAUUCUGGGAUAUGAUACAGACUAACUUUUUUUUUUUUUUAACCUUAUCUAUACUUGUUUCCUCAAGGAAACACAGUCAAAAGUGCCUUAAUAAUAACAGCACAGUGGCCGCCAGCCUAUCUGCGUCUGGUUGACCUUUGUGCUGCUCCAGGUUGUGGACGUUUGGUGGGACCUUGAGGAAGAACAGAGUGUUCCUACAGUUCUUGGAAAACAGGGGGCUGUUUUCCAGGGGACUUUGAAUGAAGAGCAGUGAGCAAGACUCUGCGGGUGUCCCCGUCCCUCCGGGACUAGGACAAGCCAGAGAUGGAGGUCUUUUGCAUUGCAAAGCAAGUCAACUUGCUUUUUUCAUUUUUACCCCAGACCUAGGAGGCCAUUUCUUCCUUCCUUUCUUUUCUUUUCUUUCUUUCUUCUUUCUCAGAGAAAAGCCUGAAAGUCAGUUGAAUAGGGGGAUGUGACCCUGUGGCAGAAAGAUGCUGUGAGCAACGGGGCGUUUUAAUCUGAGUGGUUAGAGCAGUGACUCUGAUGAAGGAGAAGCAUCACCCCGCUCUCUCUCCCGAGGCCUCCUUUUCUGAAGCCUCGAUUAGAUGCCUGCAGAAGCCCCUGCGACCAGAGGCAUGCUCUCCCCUCCAGCUUAUCAGAGGUACUCAGGCUGCUGCUGGCCCUGGCAGGUCACAUACAGUCAACGUUCUCCAAGCAUUUUGUCCUCUUGUGAUCUCAUAUUCCCUCACGCUGAGGGGGGAAGAAGGAGAGGUGGGCAGAGAGAGCGGCCGCUAAGGGUAGUUAACAGCCUUGGGUUGAUUUCCAGAACUGAGUAGGCGCUCGGCUCAGCUGCGUGUCCACGCAGGGUGGAUAGGUGAGCAGCGACACUCCACUCAGUUCUUCCUUUUCUGCGCUGCCCCAGCUCCGGACUCGCCCGAUACGGGAACAGCACGUGGACUUGUAUGUGGUCAUCGCAGGGAGAUGGUCAAGAACCAGGGCUUUGAAGUCAGACACACCCAGGUUCGCGUUUCAUGUUUGCCGCGUCCUUGCUGUGCGACUGAAGUAUCAGCACGAUUUUCUCAUCUGUGAUAUGGAGACAGAGAGACUAGCUCCUCUCUCACAGGCGUGAGGUGUGGAUUAAAGGAGAUGAUACACGUAGGCAGGUAACGGGCUGUGGCACACAGUGAGAGCUUGAUAGACAGCAGCUGCUGUAGAGCUCUCUAGGGGGUCCCCGAGCUCAGCACAGGGUAGGUGCUCAUGGAAAGGGAAUAAGAGAUUAAUGGAGGUGAAAAGAUACUGGGGAAAUGCAUAUGGGAACGACCAUGUUGAAUAUACUAGGUACCCUUUCUGGGAUUAGAGCCCCAUUGAACAUGGUGACUGUCUUGAGAGAGAAGCUACUGUCUCGGCACCACCAGCCCUCAUUUUCUGUGAGACGGUGCCCCCUCCCCUCGUGAUGUAAGCUGGCCUUGCCCCAGAGCAGUUAUAUCAAAUACACACUCAGGUACAUUGGAGGUGAAAGGGGAAAAAAAUUUAGCAAACGAUAAUCCUGCAUAACUGUAGCAUAAACAUGUUUACCUGCAGAGUAACACGCCUUCUUAGGCAUCACUUGCCCUUGAAGUGAAGAGAAUUGUAUGCU
Messenger RNA from Kogia breviceps (pygmy sperm whale), 7164 nucleotides. Lineage: Eukaryota; Metazoa; Chordata; Mammalia; Artiodactyla; Physeteridae. The record is from RefSeq and is a predicted model, not a curated record.